GGUGACCCUGAGGGUGUGCCCGGUGUGGGUGUGUCUCUGAUUGUGGCCAGGCGGGGCAUCCUUGGUGGAGAGGAAACGAUCCUGGGGCAGAGUCCAGGGCAGCUGAAGGCUCCUCCACACACGCCUGCUGAACCCUGAGCGCCCUGAGCUGCCGGCAUGGGGCGGGCCGAGGCCGCCGCCAUGAUCCUAGGCCUGGCCCUUCUCUGGGCAGCAGGGCUGGGGGAUGCCGCCCCUAACCUUCCUCGCCUUCGGCUCUCCUUUCAAGAAUUACAGGCCCGGCAUGGUGUCCGGACCUUCAGGCUGGAGCGGACCUGCUGUUAUGAAGCCUUGCUAGUGGACGAGGAGCGUGGACGCCUGUUUGUCGGCGCUGAGAACCAUGUGGCUUCCCUCAGCCUGGACAACAUCAGCAAGCGAGCCAAAAAGCUGGCCUGGCCGGCCCCUGUGGAAUGGCGAGAAGAGUGCAACUGGGCAGGGAAGGACAUUGGUACGGAGUGCAUGAACUUUGUGAAGCUGCUGCAUGUCUAUAACCACACCCACCUGCUGGCCUGUGGCACCGGGGCCUUCCACCCAACCUGUGCAUUUGUGGAGGUGGGACACCGGCUGGAGGAACCCGUGCUUCGGCUGGACCUGAGGAAGCUUGAAGAUGGCAAGGGGAAGAGUCCUUAUGACCCGAGGCAUCGGGCUGCCUCCGUGCUGGUGGGGGAAGAGCUGUAUUCAGGGGUGGCGGCGGACCUCAUGGGCCGUGACUUUACCAUCUUUCGAAGCCUGGGCCCGAAUCCGAGUCUCCGAACAGAGCCCCAUGAUUCCCGCUGGCUCAAUGAACCCAAGUUUGUCAAGGUCUUUUGGAUCCCAGAGAGCGAGAACCCCGAUGACGAUAAAAUCUAUUUCUUCUUCCGUGAGUCUGCAGUGGAAGCAGCACCAGCAACGGGACGCAUGACCGUGUCCCGUGUUGGUCAGAUCUGCCGGAAUGACCUGGGUGGCCAGCGCAGCUUGGUCAACAAAUGGACCACUUUCCUCAAGGCGAGGCUUGUGUGCUCAGUCCCUGGAGUUGAGGGUGACACCUAUUUUGAUCAACUUCAGGAUGUGUUCCUUUUGUCCUCCCGGGACCGGCAGGCAUCGCUUCUCUAUGCUGUCUUCUCCACCUCCAGUGGCAUCUUCCAGGGCUCUGCUGUGUGCGUGUACAGCAUGAAUGACGUGCGCCGAGCCUUCUUGGGACCUUUUGCUCACAAGGAGGGGCCUACACAUCAGUGGGUGUCCUACCAGGGUCGCGUCCCCUACCCACGGCCUGGCAUGUGCCCCAGCAAGACCUUUGGUACCUUCAGUUCCACCAAGGACUUCCCAGAUGAUGUUAUCCAGUUUGCCCGGAACCACCCUCUCAUGUACAACUCAGUCCUGCCCAUGGGGGGGCGUCCUCUCUUCCUACAAGUGGGAGCUGGGUACACCUUCACCCAAAUCGCUGCAGACCGAGUAGCAGCUGCUGAUGGACACUACGAUGUUCUCUUCAUUGGUACAGAUGUGGGCACAGUGCUAAAGGUGAUCUCAGUCCCCAAGGGUAGCCGGCCUAACUCUGAAGGCCUUCUCCUGGAAGAGCUGCAGGUGUUUGAGGACUCGGCCACAGUCACCAGCAUGCAAAUCUCCUCGAAGAGGAACCAGCUCUACAUAGCAUCACCCAGCGCCGUGGCCCAGAUUGCAUUGCACCGCUGCUCGGCCCUAGGCCGCGCCUGUGCAGAAUGCUGCCUGGCGCGUGACCCUUACUGCGCCUGGGAUGGGUCAGCCUGCACACGCUUCCAGCCUACUGCCAAGAGGAGGUUCCGGAGGCAGGAUAUAAGGAAUGGUGACCCCAGCACCCAGUGCCCUGGGGACUCCCCUCACUCUGCGCUGCUGGAGAGGAAAGUCUUAGGUGUGGAGAGUGGGAGCGCCUUUCUGGAGUGUGAGCCCCGCUCACUCCAGGCGCAAGUGGAAUGGACCUUCCAACGUGCGGGGGAGGCCGCUCACACCCAGGUGCUGGCCGAGGACCGCGUUGAGCGCACAGCGCGGGGGCUGCUGCUGCAUGGUCUGCGGCGCCAGGACUCGGGCGUGUAUCUGUGCGUGGCAGUGGAACAAGGCUUUUCCCAGCCGCUGCGUCGCCUGGUGCUGCACGUGCUGAGCGCGGUACCCGCUGAACGACUGGCACGGGCCGAGGAGGCGGUAGCUCCCGCGCCCUCGGGUCCUAAGCUCUGGUACCGGGACUUUCUGCAGCUGGUGGAACCAGGCGGCGGUGGAGGCGCCUCCUCUCUGCGAAUGUGCCGCCCGCAGCCCGGGCCCCACCCUGCGCCUGCGGAAUCACGGCGGAAGGGGCGCAACAGGCGGACGCAUGUCUCUGAGCUGCGUGCUGAGCGUGGACCACGCAGCGCGGAACACUGGUGACCGGCUGGUCCCCACACCGGGGACCGACCGGGAUGGAUAUGACACUCAGAGGAGGGGUCCGACAGAUGCCAGGAAGACAGAUGAGCUGUGGCUGGGGCACACUGAGGUCCUUGGGCCAACGGAGACACCUAACCCCUGCAUAGGCCCUGGCCAAAGGGUCGCUUAUUUAUUAACAAGAUAACUUGUGAAUGUAGCCCCAAAAGAGGGGUCCAGGCUCAAUUCAGGAUCUAGCCUGGAGGGAGUGGACAGAGAAGUAGGGUUCCAGAGCAGACCAGGGCCAGAGAGCUGUCUUGGGUGCCCGUCCUGGGGGAAGCAAUCUCUUUCUUGGGCAGUGAACAGAAAGCUGUGAACAGAUCAGACUGUUGGGUAUGGGGCAUGUGGCAGGCCAACUGUACUAAAGUAAUGCAAUAAACACUUCAUCAGCUGACGUUGGAACCGCCCAAGCAGAUAACAGGCAGUCCUAGACCUCGCUGGGGGUCUCGGGCAUUGUCCCAGUAGUCUCGAGGCUUGGGUUUUUCUCAUCCAAGGUUGCUGCAGUGAAGAUGAAAAGUGCGGUUA
This is a messenger RNA of Psammomys obesus (fat sand rat), 2964 nucleotides long. RefSeq names its product semaphorin 3B (gene Sema3b). NCBI's taxonomy places the organism in Eukaryota, Metazoa, Chordata, Mammalia, Rodentia, Muridae. The transcript is spliced from 18 exons. The record is from RefSeq and is a predicted model, not a curated record. The coding region runs from base 157 to 2406 and encodes 749 amino acids. Gene Ontology annotation, molecular function: semaphorin receptor binding; chemorepellent activity. Gene Ontology annotation, biological process: negative regulation of axon extension involved in axon guidance; axon guidance; semaphorin-plexin signaling pathway.